Molecule: messenger RNA, 3172 nt
Organism: Chiloscyllium plagiosum (whitespotted bambooshark)
Lineage: Eukaryota; Metazoa; Chordata; Chondrichthyes; Orectolobiformes; Hemiscylliidae
Gene: mlphb
Product: melanophilin b
Biological process (GO): intracellular protein transport
Cellular component (GO): cortical actin cytoskeleton
Molecular function (GO): myosin binding; small GTPase binding; actin binding
Source: RefSeq, a predicted model, not a curated record
UUGAGGGUAUGACCCCGCAGGUUGUGAUUUGAGCGGUGACAUGUGAUUGUGAGGUGCGGGAUUAGAGACUGUUUACAGUGACUGAAACAGGAAGGCAGCAGGAGUUUAGGAGCGCAGUUCGUCAUGAGCAGUUUCACAUGAAAUGCAAACAUUUCGAUUAGUUGCACCAUGGUGAUGACAUGCUCUGAAAUUGGUUCUCAAACAUCAUUCAGACCAUUCUCCAGAUGGAUUUAACUGCUCCUAUGUUUCUCUGAUGUGGCCAUUUAAGAAUUAGAACAAUCAACCAAGUUAUCUAAUAUUUCUGCACUCUGCCUACUGGAACGGGGCACAACUGAGAGUAUUAAGGUGAAGGGAAUACUUAGAAUAUGGCAAAGAAUCUGGAUUUGUCAAAACUCACAGAAGACGAGGCCCAACAUGUCUUGCAUGUUGUUCAACGAGAUCUGAAUCUACGCAAGACAGAAGAAGAUAGACUUGGAGAAUUAAGGUCUAAGGUUGAGGAAGAAACAACUAAGAGGAAGUUUCUUACAAAGCAAGCCAAGUUUAAUGAAGGUCAUUGCAUUCACUGCCUGGAACCCUUUCAGUUCCUGGUGAACAGCAAGCGUCGAUGUCUGGAUUGCAGUCUGUACACCUGCAAAAGCUGUAGCAAAUUCAACAAAAAGGAGUUUGGCUGGGUGUGUGACUCCUGCCGGAUUGCCAGGAUUGUAAAUACUGGGUCACUCGAUUGGUUUUACAACCGUGUGAGAUCUCGUUUCAAAAGUUUUGGAAGUGCAAAGGUGAUGCAUUCUUUGCACAGAAGAAUUCAACCUGGAGAAAAGCACUCCCUACGAAACUUAGACUCACACUAUGAACGAGAUGUAUUUGAUCAUGUGUUGGACAGUUACUUGCAUGGUGAAUACAAUGCUCAGAUGAUGGCAGAAGUAAUUGAAGAGGAUGAAAAUGCUCUUGAUAAUGAAGAGGCUCAUCGCUAUAGUGUAUCACGCAGAAACAAACGUCUACUUUCGGUGCAUCCUACUGACUUUGAUAUGGACUCAGAAUAUUCUGCCCAAUCUCGCCGUCAAUCUUUCCAGCUUCCUUCCCCACAUUAUGACGGCAGUGGUUUACAGUCAUUUUCAGAGUUCCCUUUCGCUGGCAACAGUACAACAGAAGAGAGUUCCAGGCGAGGGUCUUGCGUUGGAGAUACUGAGCUGACCUCAGUAUUCCGGAAUAUACUGCAGGAGAAAGGACAGAGGUUAAUGCCAGACUCUGAGUUUAGCACUGAAGUCCGAUUGGAGAUCAACAAAAGAAGGAAAAGCUUGGACAAGUCUUCCAAAUCUGAUGAGGUGGUGCAUCGUGAAUACAGACUUCCCCGCACACGCUCAGUUCCUGGGAUAUGGACCUCCCUUGGAGAAGCAGAGGCUCAGCAUUCAGUGCCUUACCAGAAGCCUGGUGCUCAGUACUACGCUGACAUGGAUAGCUCUGACAAUGAUGGGGCUACUGAGCUUCCAGUGUAUCAGCGCCACUUUGUACGACGCAGGAGUCGAAGUUCCUCACAGGAACGCUUAGGUUCUGGAGGAAGUCAGAUUUCCGAUUUGUCCAGACGCAUGUCUUCCAUUGAGCGCAUGCUAAGCAGACUGGAAGAGAAGAUGACUCCUAGCUCUGUAGAGUCAUUGGCCAACUCUGGUGGGCUUCCAGCAUCAUCUCUAGUUGAUUCAGAAGCCUCAGGUCUUGAUUUGACAGAUGCGGACAUAGAGGAGGAAAAGCUAAAGAAGAAAUUGGGUGAGUUGGCCAGCAAUAUCAGUGACAAAGGCGCUUCAUCUGAUGAGGAAGAGGUAAAAAGGAAAACUGAAAGACCACAAGAAAUGACUUCAUCUGGUGAAGACCUACAAAGUGAGGCUCUAAAGCGCUCAUCAGCAGUGGCCCUUUGUGACAUCACAACGAAAGCAUUAAGGAUCGUUAACGCAACUGAAAAAGCAUUACAUGACUUUGCAGAAGUAGAUGGCACAGUUAAUGCACCUCUCACAAAUCCCAGUUUGCAUCUAAAGUCCAGUGAAAAAGACCAAAGUGUGAGCGAGGCUGAUGAAGCAUACAGAAAACUUGAGGAAAAUGUGUAUAUGGCAGCCAGCACCAAUUACGGCUUGGAAAGGCAGCUGAAGGACCUGGAGGAGCAAGCACGAAGCAGACAGAGUUACACCACCACUACAACAGACUCUGAGCUCUCAGAAUUGGAAGAUAAGGUGGCUUCAGCAGUUGCUAAGGUUCAAUGCACUGAAAGUGAGGUUUCUGAUAUAGAAAACCGGAUUGCAGCUCUGAGUCCUACUGGAAUGAAUGUUUCAACUGAGGAUAAGCCCAAAAGGAAGCAAGAUGGACAGGAUAUGGUGGUGCAACAGCCUCUGCGCCAAAAAAGUUCAGUUCCAACUGGAAAGAAGGAAUCAAAAACCAGAAAGAGUGAAUCGUUUGAACGAAACAUACAAAAUAAAGGAUCACUCACCCAACGGAAUCCAACUAACAAGAGCAGAAGAUUGGACCAUAUUUUUGGGAAACCAGUCAUGACCAUGAGACCUUAGAGAGGAAAACCAUCAAAAUGACCUAUGUGCUGCAGCAUCAGAAAAGCAUGAUUCCCAGAAUCUGAAUACAGAUCUACAUUUCCAAGAGCAAUCAGCUUGUUAAAUGAUACAUAAUGCAAACCAGCUUGUGUGUCAUAUGUUUAUUUUAUGCAGAGUUAUGUACAAUUGUUUUUGUGAGUAAUGGAUAUUGCUUGCAUUGAAAUUUUUGCAAGUGCACUCUACCAUAUUGCAUCAGCUCUAAUGCCCUUUACAGUUAUGAUGUUUUGAUACACAUAUUUGCAUAUUACAACUUUUAAUGCUUAUUUUGUGACACUUUUAUGUGGCACAUGCAGAUCCCUCAACAGCUCGGUUGCUAAAGUAUUUCUGUCUCUCAAGUAACUGAGCUACAAGGAGCGUAGAAUGUUCACUCCUGGCAGAUGAGAGGUAAAUAGUUUCAAAUGGAGUGAUAGUUGAGAUGUAAUGAUAAUAUUGCUCUCGUUUUCAGUGGCCAUCGCUGGAGAAAAUAAGGCAUGAUUUUCAAAUCAGUAGCCAGUUAUGUUUCUUUAAAUUGGAAACAUGUUUAUGUCACUCUGCAAGGUAAGAACAAUGACUGCAGAUGCUUGAAACCAGAUUCUGGAUUAGUGGUGCUG